AUGAGCUCUCCGAGCGCCACUCCCGGUGCUGGCAAGCCUCAGCCUUCCGCAAACAAGGGCAAGCCGACAUACAUCGCCUCCUCAGGCAACGUGCUCGAGACACCACCCCUCAGUGCCCGCUUCGCUCGCUUCACUGAUUCGGUUUACAACUUCCUCGGUCUCUACAUCGUCUCACUCUUCUCCCUUGACGCCUACGCCGCCGCACAGAAUAGCCAGUUCAAUACUGUCGGAAGACCAAAUGCCUACCAGGAGAGGGCUAGAUGGGGAGGGGUGAACAGAGCCGGCAAUGGUGGUUCGGGUGGUGGUGGGAGUGGCUGGGGUAGUGGGGGUAACAACGACGGACGAGGUCCUGGUGGUGGGGGUGGACCGGCGAGAAGAUUGGGCCGUGUCGACGAUGUCAGAGGGCCGGAGUGUGGGAGCUGCCAGUGA
Molecule: messenger RNA, 429 nt
Organism: Cyphellophora europaea CBS 101466
Lineage: Eukaryota; Fungi; Ascomycota; Eurotiomycetes; Chaetothyriales; Cyphellophoraceae
Exons: 2
Coding region: 1-429 (142 amino acids)
Source: RefSeq, a predicted model, not a curated record